AUGUCGACCACACACAUAGAGACCCACGUCCAGUACAACCACUCGUACAUGAUGACGGAGGACUACAUGGCACAGGAAGACGACUGGGACCGCGACCUGCUGCUCGACCCAGCCUGGGAAAAGCAACAGCGAAAGACAUUCACAGCCUGGUGUAACUCUCACUUGAGGAAGGCAGGAACACAGAUCGAGAACAUUGAAGAAGAUUUCCGGAAUGGCCUGAAGCUCAUGCUUCUGCUGGAGGUGAUUUCAGGUGAAAGGUUGCCAAAGCCAGAUAAAGGGAAGAUGCGCUUCCACAAGAUCGCCAAUGUUAACAAGGCACUAGACUUCAUCGCCAGCAAGGGGGUCAAGCUGGUAUCUAUUGGUGCUGAGGAAAUUGUGGAUGGGAACCUGAAGAUGACUCUGGGCAUGAUCUGGACAAUCAUCCUUCGAUUUGCUAUCCAGGACAUCUCGGUGGAAGAAACCUCAGCCAAGGAGGGGCUGCUGUUGUGGUGCCAGAGGAAGACUGCUCCCUACCGGAAUGUGAAUGUGCAAAACUUCCACAUCAGCUGGAAGGAUGGCCUGGCACUCUGCGCCCUGAUCCACAGGCACCGUCCUGACCUCAUUGACUACGCCAAGCUCAGAAAGGAUGAUCCCAUUGGGAAUCUCAACACAGCCUUUGAGGUGGCUGAGAAGUAUCUGGAUAUCCCUAAGAUGUUGGAUGCAGAAGAUAUUGUCAACACCCCCAAACCGGACGAGAAAGCCAUCAUGACCUACGUCUCCUGCUUCUACCACGCCUUUGCAGGUGCAGAGCAGGCUGAGACGGCGGCCAACAGGAUCUGCAAGGUGCUUGCUGUCAAUCAAGAGAAUGAAAAGCUGAUGCAGGAGUACGAGAAGCUGGCCAGUGAGCUCCUGGAAUGGAUCCGGCGCACCAUCCCGUGGCUGGAGAACCGCGUGCCAGAGAAGAGCAUGAGCGCCAUGCAGCGCAAGCUGGAGGACUUCCGGGACUACCGGCGCGUGCACAAGCCCCCCCGCGUGCAGGAGAAAUGCCAGCUGGAGAUCAACUUCAACACUUUGCAGACGAAGCUGCGCCUCAGCAACCGCCCAGCCUUCAUGCCCUCCGAGGGGAAGAUGGUCUCUGAUAUUGCAAACGCCUGGAAGGGGCUGGAGCAGGUUGAGAAAGGCUAUGAGGAAUGGCUGCUGACCGAGAUCAGGCGCCUGGAGCGCCUGGACCACCUGGCUGAGAAAUUUAAGCAGAAAGCCACCCUGCACGAGACCUGGACCAGAGGGAAGGAGGAGAUGCUCUCACAGAAGGACUACGAAUCAGCAUCUCUGUAUGAGAUCCGAGCCCUGAUGCGCAAGCAUGAGGCCUUUGAAAGUGACUUGGCCGCCCACCAGGACCGUGUGGAGCAGAUCGCAGCCAUCGCGCAGGAGCUCAAUGAGCUGGACUACCACGACGCAGCCUCUGUGAACUCCCGCUGCCAGGCCAUCUGUGACCAGUGGGACACCCUGGGGACACUCACUCAGAAGAGGAGAGAUGCCCUGGAGCGUGUGGAGAAGCUGCUGGAGACCAUUGACCAGCUGUACCUGGAGUUUGCCAAGAGAGCUGCCCCCUUCAACAACUGGAUGGAUGGGGCCAUUGAGGACCUCCAGGACAUGUUCAUUGUGCACAGCAUCGAAGAGAUCCAGAGCCUGAUUACAGCCCACGAGCAGUUCAAAGCCACCCUGCCUGAGGCUGACAAGGAGCGCAUGGCCAUCCUGGGCAUCCAGAACGAGAUCCAGAAGAUUGCGCAGACCUACGGCAUCAAGCUGUCGGGCUUGAACCCUUACACCAACCUCUCGCAUCUCGACAUCGCCAACAAGUGGGACAGGGUGAAGCAGCUGGUCCCACACCGUGAUCAAACCCUGCAAGAAGAGCUGGCAAGACAGCAAGCCAAUGAACGCCUCCGACGCCAGUUUGCUGCCCAGGCUAACAUUAUUGGUCCCUGGAUCCAGACAAAGAUGGAGGAGAUCGGCCACAUCUCUGUGGACAUCAGCGGGUCUCUUGAGGACCAGAUGAACCACCUGAAGCAGCAUGAGCAGAACAUCAUCAACUACAAGGCCAACAUUGACAAGCUGGAGGGUGACCACCAACUCAUCCAAGAGGCCCUCAUCUUUGACAACAAGCACACCAGCUACACCAUGGAGCACAUCCGGGUGGGCUGGGAACAGCUGCUGACCACCAUUGCCCGCACUAUCAACGAAGUCGAGAACCAGAUUCUGACCCGCGAUGCCAAGGGAAUCAGCCAGGAACAGAUGAACGAGUUCCGGGCCUCCUUCAACCAUUUCGACCGGAAGAGAAACGGAAUGAUGGACCCUGACGACUUCCGGGCCUGCUUGAUCUCCAUGGGAUAUGACUUGGGCGAGGUGGAGUUUGCACGCAUCAUGACCCUGGUGGAUCCAAACAACACAGGUGUGGUGACCUUCCAAGCCUUCAUUGACUUCAUGACUCGUGAAACAGCUGAGACAGACACUGCUGAGCAAGUCGUGGCUUCCUUUAAGAUCCUGGCUUCAGACAAGAACUACAUCACGAUAGAAGAGCUACGUCGGGAGCUGCCACCAGAGCAGGCCGAAUACUGCAUCAGCAGGAUGACAAAGUACUCAGGAGCUGACGCUGUGUCCGGCGCUUUGGACUAUGUCUCCUUCUCCAGCGCCCUGUACGGAGAGAGCGACCUGUGAUCUCCCUGCUCCCCGUUCCCCCCCUGCCCACCUACCCCCACCUCACCAGAAACAAAAAAAAAAAGCAUGUGGGAGCAGAGCGACUCCCCACACACUUGCUUGUGGGAAACUGGCGCCGAGAGCCUUGUGCCCACCAUGGAAGAGGGGAGGGCACUACCGCUAGCAACCCCACCACCACCACCAAAUAUCUUCCCCUGCUGCUGGGCAAGAGGCUGUGAGAUUCCCCCCCACUUCCACCCACAUGCUGCAGCUGGUGGAUCCAGGGUGGUCUUGGCGAGGAAACAGUCUCUCAAGGUUCCCCCUUCCCCCUUUGUAGAAGCUGUCAUGUCUGUUCUUUGCUGCUGAGCUAGUUGCACACAUUCCCCCUCUGCCCCACACAUUCCCUUCCCUCUUCCCCAGAACCCCCCUCUUUCCCCUGGCCCACCCCCACAGGAGAGGCAAGUGCUGUUGCUGAC
Lacerta agilis (Sand lizard) is the source of this 3149-nucleotide messenger RNA. RefSeq names its product actinin alpha 3 (gene ACTN3). Gene Ontology annotation, cellular component: cortical actin cytoskeleton; cell projection; plasma membrane. The transcript is spliced from 21 exons. Gene Ontology annotation, molecular function: calcium ion binding; actin filament binding. NCBI's taxonomy places the organism in Eukaryota, Metazoa, Chordata, Lepidosauria, Squamata, Lacertidae. The coding region runs from base 1 to 2694 and encodes 897 amino acids. Gene Ontology annotation, biological process: actin cytoskeleton organization; muscle cell development. The record is from RefSeq and is a predicted model, not a curated record.